CAUCUACCUAAACUUCCUGAAAUCCAACAACAAAAGCUUACUAUUCCAGAAUUCGAUGAAAUAGAAGUCAAAGCAACUGACUCAGUUGAAAUUAAGAAGUUCAUACGUAAGGUUAACUAUGAGUUUCUUGGAUUUCAUUGCAACCACAAAGUCAUUGACAUAUAUAAAUCUGAAGAAUUUAAGACCUACGACAACUUUGUUUCGUUAGUUGCAAAAUGUGUAUGGCAGAUAAGAGAUAAAGAUAGAAGAGGUAAAGUAUGGAACGGACAAAUAAAACCAGCAGCCUUUGAGUUAAAGAAAACCAUUUACGCCUUAGUUGUUUUAGCAGGACAAAUUUCAAUGUACAAUGCUAAAAUGAACCCACAAUGUUCAAAAUGUAAAGCAGCAAUGAGGAAAUAUAACUACUCCGUCAAAGAGAUAGAACGUAUGCGAAACGACUAUGCUGACUUAAAGAAAGAAGUAGAGAAACUAGCAGAAGAUAAAAUGGACAUGUUGACAUUUCUGAACAAAAACUAUCCAACUGCUGACGAUUUCCUUCUAUCUGACGUCAAGAAGAAAUAUAAAGAAACAUUCGGCAUUGUUAAAACUUUUGACAUACUGACAGAAGAAAUAGAAGCUACAAAAAUGUUUAGGAUUUCACGAAUUCACAAUGUUUACCAUGUAAAACGCUUGUGA
Trichomonas vaginalis G3 is the source of this 675-nucleotide messenger RNA. RefSeq names its product organellar and viral DNA polymerase type B. The transcript has a single exon. The annotation marks the transcript as partial. The record is from RefSeq and is a predicted model, not a curated record. Lineage: Eukaryota; Parabasalia; Trichomonadida; Trichomonadidae.